ACCAACGACUCUCAAGCCGGCUACUCACGUCUUCUUCUUCUUCUUCUUCUUCCACCUUUCAUUGAAGCAAGUUCUUUGAUUUUGCGCGCGAUGCGACACAGGCCUCACGAGGAUAAGAAGGCGACAAUCAAAAAUCAAAGCAAAGUUCUACAAAGACGACGUCGAGACCGCCAGCUCGGUCGAACCCCUCAGCAGUCAUCGUCACGCGAGACCCCGCCCACGCAAAACACGCUUCUCCUCAAACUUCCUGCCGAAUUGCUGUGCGAAAUAGCAGGAUGUCUUCAGCUUAACGAUCACAAUGCGCUAUGCCAAACAUGCAAUAUACCUCUGCCAGACACUCACACGUCAACUAUAUCAGUGCGGCGGUACGAAAUUAGCAAAGGCUAUUCCAGAGAAGAACGGUGUACAUGCUGUCUCUGCAUGGAUAAGAUCUGGAGCUAAAAAGGGCACUGUGCUUUAUGGUUUCACUGCAUUAACUCGUGUUUCUAUAUGUUCAGACGUAAAUAUCAUUGACAUGGUACUUGCAACAGACGGAGAUAUCGAAAGUGUAGUCGAAAGCAAUGGUCGCACACCAUUAUCGUAUGCUGCGGAAUAUGGAGAACUGCAGAAUGUUAAGAGAUUGGUUGAGGCUGGUUGUUCUACGAAUGUAGCCGCCAACAACGGAGAAACACCGUUGUCUCUAGCGGUAACGAAUGGGCACCUAGAUACAGUCAAAUACUUACUUAUUCAAGGCGUUAAGUUGAAACUUGACGGAUUACUUCAAAGUAAAAUAAGCGGCAACGAUAAGAUGGUCAAACUGUUAAGGAGACAUGGAGUGCGGUAAAGAAGCUGAAAUAGAUAGUGUACGAUACUUAGUAGGGGCAACAAUAACCGAACAUAGCGUGGAUAUCCCAAUGUUUGCUCUACAGAUGAGCGAGGCUGAGAAGCUUUGUGCGGGGAGGAGAGAUCCAGAUACGGUGGGCACGUAAUAUACCGGAAACAGUUCAGUUUCCACUUAUUGUUUCUUCAGACCAACCCAAUAUGU
Molecule: messenger RNA, 1024 nt
Organism: Bipolaris maydis ATCC 48331
Lineage: Eukaryota; Fungi; Ascomycota; Dothideomycetes; Pleosporales; Pleosporaceae
Product: ankyrin repeat-containing domain protein
Cellular component (GO): nucleoplasm
Molecular function (GO): protein binding
Source: RefSeq, a predicted model, not a curated record